CGCAAACGUCACAACGACCGCUCGCCACUUGAAAAUUCAUCUGCAGUCUUGAAUUUUUGGGUUACGAACUCCGAACUCAUUCCAGUUUGUUCUGUUGAUGUCAACAGUUCCAGCAUCGCGAUUGAUUAAUGAAUGAAGUAAUCAUGAUAUAAAUUUUCGUAUUGAGUGGAUUAGUUAUUCGUGUGGUUAGCGCAGCUGGUAGAAACCAGAGUCGGGAGUUCAUUUAGAUAACAAUGAAGUUACUACUGUCAAUCGUUCUGGUGUGCACGUCGUCAUGUGUCAUUGGGAGUGAGCUGGAUUACGAUGGUUGGUUACAACUCCGUCUGUACCAUGCAUUGAACGAUGACCCAGUCCCUCAUUUCACUGAGAGAGGUAAUAUAACAGUAACAAGCAUACGGACAGGUGCCUCGACAAUAGGCCAAAUGGGCCUUCAACCAUCACAAAUGAAUAGUUUGAAGAGACUCGCACAAAAUGCCAGGCAUUAUCGAUUAAAAGCGGUGAUUAAAGGGUCAUCAGGUGCUGAGACAACUCUCUAUACAUCAGUACCAGCGUGCCAUUUGUUGGGAACUGAACUUGAGGACAUUAUCACGAUCUGGCUGGAUCCCGGAGCAGAGCCAGUGUCAAUAACUCAGGUGUCACCAGGCCCAUGCAGUCUUGAUACACCCACGACCGAAAUGUGGACGAGCAGUGUUCAAGUGCGAUAUCCUGAUGGAGGACCUGUGCCUGAUACUGCCUCAUAUAUUUAUAAGUUGGAACGUGAGAAGGAAGCCAGGGAGAGAGGAGAAACCAAAGACAAUAGAUCAUUCCUUGCUAAAUAUUGGAUGUACAUAGUUCCUGCCCUAAUCUUCGUUGUUCUGUCAUCCGCAACCAAUCCAGAAGCAGGUGGAGCUGGCAAUGGCGGCCAGAGGCAACAAUAAAUUCUAUCCAAUUAGAAAAACAAUUUUAAUAAAUUUUUCCUCUAUCAUUUCAUUAUAUUCAUUCUCUUCAUCAAUGAAAUGUAUUUCUAACGAAUUCUGUCAAUAAAUUUUUCAACAUUA
Diachasma alloeum is the source of this 1037-nucleotide messenger RNA. It is a transcript of the gene EMC10, whose product is annotated as ER membrane protein complex subunit 10. Gene Ontology annotation, cellular component: EMC complex. The record is from RefSeq and is a predicted model, not a curated record. The coding region runs from base 234 to 917 and encodes 227 amino acids. The transcript is spliced from 4 exons. Lineage: Eukaryota; Metazoa; Arthropoda; Insecta; Hymenoptera; Braconidae.